Messenger RNA from Glycine soja, 1306 nucleotides. RefSeq names its product cysteine-rich repeat secretory protein 55-like. Bases 37 to 810 code for a protein of 257 amino acids. The transcript has a single exon. Lineage: Eukaryota; Viridiplantae; Streptophyta; Magnoliopsida; Fabales; Fabaceae. The record is from RefSeq and is a predicted model, not a curated record.
CUUAGCUUCUCGAAAAAUUGGCAAGGAAAUUAAAUCAUGUAUUUCUCAUACAAAAUUAUAUUCUUAUUUUUCCUAUGCACUUGGGGUGCAAAAGCUGAGGACCCUUUAGGGCGAUUCUGCAAUGAAAACACCAUCAUUGGCAGUGGAGGAAAAUUAUCAGCCAAUAUUGAUAAAAUAUUGACUGAAAUAGCCCUCAAAACUCCCUCCACUGGUUUUGUUGCCACCACAUAUGGCAAAGACCAAGACAAAGUGUACGCACUCGCUCAAUGUAGGGGAGAUGUUAGCACCCAGGAUUGCUCCAAUUGCAUCCAAGAUGCAACGAAACAAAUCCGCCAACGCUGUCCAAACCAAGUGGAUGGGAGAAUUUGGUAUGAUUACUGCUUUUUAAGGUAUAGUAACAAGAGUUUCUUUGGUGAGGUUGAUACAUCUUUUGGUAUAUUCUAUUUCAAUGUUGAAAAUGUGACUGACCCUGAAGAUUUUAACAAAGAGCUUGGGGCUCUUAUGGAUCACAUUAGAGCACAAGCAGUGGUGCCUAGAGAGGAAGGGCUUGGGAAGGGAAAAUCUGUGCUGUCCCCAUUUGUGACACUUUAUGCGUUAGUGCAGUGCACUAGGGACCUGUCUGAGAUAUCCUGUGCUCAGUGUUUGUCUAUUGCAGUGAACAACUUUCCCAAUUUUUGCAGCAAUCGUAAAGGAUGUAGAGUACUGUACAGUUCUUGCUAUGUUCGAUAUGAACUCUACCCUUUUUUCUUCCCUCUUGAUUCUAACAAAACAGGACCUUCCAAUACUGCAAAAGUCAGCGUUUAUACUUAAUUAAAAGCUAUGCUGCCAUAUAUGCCAAAAAUGGCAUUCUUGCUCAAUGCUUGGAUGGUUUCAAAUUAUACUCUUUUGGGAACUAUUGCUAUCUCCCCUUGAACAUAGAAGUUGCAUUUGAAAAAACUUUGCAACUAAAAAUAAAAGAGAAAAAUACGUCAACGAAUAAGAAGACUUUGUCUCAGUGAUUAGUAUUAAUCAACGUUGCUAUUAUGUCUGCAGACAUGUGCAUCUUUUCCGUUUUCCCUGUAAGUGUGACACGUUUUCUUUAGAAACGUACGAAAUAUGGAUCCUGUGAUGGGUAGUGUACUUCUAAUCCUUUGUUGGAGUAUUUGUUUUUUAGCAGUAAUUUUACAGGUAUGUAUGAUUUUGGUAAUGUAUUGAAUUUGCAGCAAAUAAUGUAAUGUGGGAGGUAAAGAUUGUAAUUCAAUUAAGUUGGCAAAUUGAAUUGCUAGCUGAAAUAUAAACUAUAUGAUUAAGAACAAGAAAGCAUAUA